AUGGCGACGACAAAGACGGUUUAUCUCGUCAGAUGUCUGGUUUUUGUUCUCCAGCUUGAAAUCAGCUUCAUGAGGCAAAAAUCCGCCUACGGAGUCUACCCUGCCAACAUGCAGGAGCCAUCUCCUCCAGAGCAGAGGUUAUAUAUAAUCUCUGUGAACCGCCAGCCCAGAGAACGGAGGUGGGCAUCUAGGCCCAGGUCUGAGGCCCCUGACAGGACUGCAGAUAAACGAGGCCACUACAGAAACCAACACCAGUCAGAGGAGUCAGAUCCAAAUGUAAUGAUGGAAGAUGAGCCCAGUAAUUCUACACAGAUCGUAGAUAUGGAUCAUGUCUACUACACAUCUAAAAUCUAUGCUCCUGGAGAUGCAGCUGGUAAAGAGCUGUGGGUCAACAUCAGUAAAAUGGAGGCAGAUCAGCAGAAGGUCCGUGGCUUCCUGCCCAGCACUCACCGACAAGCUGAGAGAGUGAAUCUUUCCUUUGACUUUCCUUUUUAUGGCCAUUUACUCAAAGAAAUCACAGUUGCAACUGGAGGUUUUAUUUACACUGGAGACAUAAUCCAUCGGAUGCUCACAGCCACUCAGUACGUCGCUCCUCUGAUGGCGAAUUUCGACCCGAGCCUGUCGAAAAACUCAUCUGUGUUUUACUUUGAUAACGGCACAGCAUUGGUGGUUCAGUGGAACCGCCUUCACCUCCAGGACAACAUCAGCGUGGGAGCUUUCACCUUCCAGGCCGUUCUGCACAGUGACGGGCGGAUUGUUUUUGCCUACAAAGAGGUGGCUUUUCUUCUCUCUUUUAUUCCUAUUAGCAUCAGCGACAUCAGCUCUGAGAAUCAUCCUGUCAAAGUGGGCUUGUCCGAUGCAUUUAUGGUGCUUCAUGAGCUAGAGCAGAUUCCCAAUGUUCGUCGGAGAACCAUCUAUGAGUAUCACAAAGUCGACAUUCCAGUGUCCAAAAUCUCCCGUUUAAUAGCUGUGGAGAUGCUUCCUCUCCCUACGUGUCUGCAGUUCUCCAGCUGUGGCCCAUGUGUCACUUCUCAGAUUGGCUUUAACUGCAGCUGGUGCAGUAAGCUACAAAGAUGUUCCAGUGGUUUUGAUCGUAAACGGCAGGACUGGGUUGACCUAGGCUGUCCAGAGGAGAGGCAGAAUCUGCGAUGUCCCCGGAUGACGGAAGUCACAAAUGCCACAUCACAUCACCUGAGACACCGCACCCCUCCAGUUACUGUGUCUGCAGGGCAGCAGAGGACAUCUGGCAUGACCUCCACCUCCGAGACUCCCACUUUCACCAUUCCCUCAACACACAGCAGCAUCAGCAGAGAAACAAAAUCACAUCCACAGCGUCCCACCAACAAAUCUGCAGAUGAUGGUGCAGAGACUGCUUUUCACAUCAGUGAUGCACGAGAGAGGGAGAACACAGACACCUAUGAGGCAUCGCCGAUGCGUCUGCUGGUGGGAGUCCUCGUAGUGAUGGUCCUGCUGGCAGCAGCCAUCCUUACAUACAUCUACAUGUAUAACCACCCCACGUCCAGCGCCAGCCUCUUCUUCAUGGAGCGACGCCCAACCCACUGGCCAAUCCUAAAGUUCAGGCGAGGCUCAGGUCGUCCUUCCUACGCUGAGGUGGAAGCUCCCGGUCAGGACCGAGACAGCAUCGUGGUCAUCGAUCCCAAAAAGUGUUUUGUGAUUUCCGACAGACGAGAGAGCGAACAGAAAGAAGGAUUCGUCAUUCCUGAUCAGAGGGAGCGCUUCCUAAGUUCAGAGAGCUCCUGACCAAAACUACAAAUCCCACCAUCCUUUGGGAAAGAUCUGGUUCUCGAUGGACGUCUUCUUCCUUUUUCAGAUGCUACAGUUUAUUUGUAUUUAGCUGUUGCACUUCACUUUAAGGACAACAGCUGAGUACACAGAAACACAAAAACACCAAACCUCUAUGAGGAAAGUGUUACGAUUAUGUUUAUGCACCAGUUUUACCUCCUGUUUGUAUCCGUUAGGCCAGCCACAGCACUUUUAUGAAGCAUGAAGGACAAAAUAAUGAGUUUACUCUGCUCAGGUCAUCCGCUCAUUUUUACCACAGCUCCACAGAGAGCGCGAGGUGAUGCUGCUGCAUGGUUUAAACCACCUCUCAAAGACGGCUUUAUUUUCCACAGCUGUCCUUCCCACACCUUCACAAAGAGGAAUGUCAUAUUUG
Pelmatolapia mariae (spotted tilapia) is the source of this 2176-nucleotide messenger RNA. RefSeq names its product plexin domain-containing protein 2-like. The record is from RefSeq and is a predicted model, not a curated record. The transcript is spliced from 14 exons. The coding region runs from base 1 to 1761 and encodes 586 amino acids. NCBI's taxonomy places the organism in Eukaryota, Metazoa, Chordata, Actinopteri, Cichliformes, Cichlidae.